This is a messenger RNA of Engraulis encrasicolus (European anchovy), 1563 nucleotides long. RefSeq names its product FUN14 domain containing 1 (gene fundc1). Lineage: Eukaryota; Metazoa; Chordata; Actinopteri; Clupeiformes; Engraulidae. The record is from RefSeq and is a predicted model, not a curated record. Gene Ontology annotation, biological process: autophagy of mitochondrion. Gene Ontology annotation, cellular component: mitochondrial outer membrane. The transcript has 5 exons. Bases 532 to 1020 code for a protein of 162 amino acids.
GCUGGGACUAUUCUUUUUUAUCUGCUAUUUCUCACUAAAUUACACAUAGACUGUUUACAUAAGAUUCCAUACGACCCAACACAGCAUCACGCGCUUGGACCACGAAAUAACUGAAGGAGCACCAAUUUAGUGGAAAGUGAUGUGCAUUAUGCAUGUCAUGUUUCAAUGGCAGUGUGCUGAAAUGCCUGGGUAGUUCUAGUACUAACUGAAAUGUGGUCCCACAGCUAAAAUCCUGCAUUGACCUAGACUAGGGUGACUGUCCUGGUGGACGAGUUGAUUUGGCUGUGCGUCAAAAUACUGAAGCAGUAAACCUGUCAACUAAGCCCAGAGUGAGCAAUGAAGACUGGGCUGUCACACUUUUGAAGUAUGGGGUGCACACAUGAAACUUGACAGCAAAUCCUUGCUGUAGCCUUCUACAACAAUAAAGCGAGCCGAGCACUAACCCAUGCAUGUUGUAUUAUUCUGCAGAUCAGAUCUGGGCAUUGGCAAUUGGGACCAUUUCGCUAGAACUAUCUCAGUGUUCUCCUUACGAUGGUAGAAUUUUCAGGCUGUGCAUCGAAUGCAUUAGAUCCAGAUCAAGAUGCUGAGGUGGAGGAUGAGCUGUAUGAAGUGGUGGACAUCACAGACUACGCCAGACGGCACCAGUGGUGGAGCCGCGUCUUUGGGAACAACUCUGGGCCCAUAGCGGAGAAGUACUCGGUGGCCACACAGAUUGCGAUGGGAGGGGUCACCGGCUGGUGUGCAGGAUAUCUUUUUCAAAGGGUGGGGAAGAUAGCUGCCACCGCUGUGGGUGGAGGAUUUCUACUUUUGCAGAUUGCCAAUCACAGUGGCUAUGUGCAGGUCGACUGGAAGAAAGUUGAAAAGGAUGUCAACAAAGCCAAGAAGCAUCUGAAGAAAAGGGCCAACAAAGCUGCUCCGGAGUUGAACUCUUUCAUAGAAGAGUCCUCAGAGUUUGUGAAAAGGAACAUUGUGCUGUCGAGCGGGUUCGUCGGAGGCUUCCUUUUGGGUUUGGCAUCCUAAACGUUACGAAGGAGAAGAAGAAGGGGAGAAGACGACUCUCAGUUUUAUCUCAAAGCCAGAUGCGCUUUUCCCUUUUGUUACUGUGAAAACUGCCUGCCUCGUGCCGCCAGUGUGCUGUAUGGGGCAGCUCCAUACUCCACAUUGUCUGUGUAGCUCCGUACAACCUCUCUUGUACCACUGAGUGUCUGCAGCCAGGAGAGUUGACGAGGGGGAGUUGUGGGGUUGUGGACCGCAGCUGUACGAUACAAAACAAUCCAAGCACCACCACCUAGGCAUAGGUGCCAUGUAUAUUUUGGUUCAUCUGUUUGCUGUUUAAGUAGCUAUAGGCAACUUGGUAGGAACCUACUGGAAGCUUUGUUCACUGCGGUGGUGUUGAAAUGAGAAACCUAGAACUUUCCUCACGUCAUGUACUGUAUAUGACCAUAAAAACUGAAAUCAUAUCUAGGUUUUUACAAAUUACAACAAUAUAUGAAUUGCCUUUUGGACAGUGCAAUAUUUGAUGUUAAGUUUAAUAAAGCCUAUUCUUAUCUGCUCUGCACAAUU